Pyrenophora tritici-repentis Pt-1C-BFP is the source of this 1668-nucleotide messenger RNA. Its product is annotated as TT-ORF1 domain containing protein. Gene Ontology annotation, molecular function: protein binding. NCBI's taxonomy places the organism in Eukaryota, Fungi, Ascomycota, Dothideomycetes, Pleosporales, Pleosporaceae. The record is from RefSeq and is a predicted model, not a curated record.
AUGCGCUUAGCAGCAUCCAUCACUGCCAUCUUGCUGUUAUUUUCCAAUUUUUGGGCUCUCACGGGAGCGCAAACAACAGGUGCACCUGCCGACUCGCCCCAAGACUCAGACAUAUACCAGUCUUCCUAUCUCGGUGGUGACCACAACAUAGAUCCAUCAGAUCUUCCGCACUUCACGCAGAUAUGGAACGCCACAUUCAAUUCAGACGAGAAACAUUGGGCUCGCCCCCUCGUGCACACCCUCAGAUCCACCGGCCGGCAGAUUGUCUUUACCGCCUCGACUGAAAACCGUAUUCGUACUUUCGAUGCAGAGACGGGUGAGUUGUUGCAUGAACGCCAGGUAGCACCACCAUGGCCCAUGGACCGCGCAUACUGCACAAAGCUUGUCAGCCCGACACUAGGAAUUAUGGGAACACCGGUCAUCUACCGCGAAGCGGAAAACGAGAUUGCGUUCUUCUACGUCAAGAGCUACAUUGAGGAUUAUCGUGAACAAGGUGGAGCUUAUCCGCCGCUCAAUUCCGUGUACUAUUUGUACGGGGUGUAUUUAGACACAUUGCAGGAUUUGUACAAGUACCCUAUGGUCAUCGAUGGCCAGCCUUCUGACAACGAUGCACGCAAGAUCUUUUUGGGCGGCUUGGUUCUGCAGAGGCCUGCUCUUCUGCUGUUGGGCGAUGUGCUAUACGCUGGUUUCGGAGGCUUGUGCGACGCUUUCAAUUACACGGGUAGCAUUGUGGCUGUCAAUCUGGCCACACAGAGCACAUAUACCUGGACUACCCAGGCUGGAAACGCGAGUUUGUAUACAAACGACUGGACUUCAUGGCAUGGCGGCGGGGCAGGAGGUAUAUGGCAAGCAGGCAUGGGUCUCUCUUCCAACGGGAAAGAUGUCUUCUUCACCAUCGAUAAUGGUGGCGGUUCGACAUCGACUACGCUCGAUACAGCCCCCCGCUCCGGCCACUUCCCUCUUACUGUUCUCUCUGAAACCGUAGCACGUGUCACUCUCUCUGAAGACUCUGGCCUUGGCAUCCAACUCGUCGAUUUCUUCCGCCCCUCAGACUGGCAGCAAGACUCAGGCGAAGACAUCGGAAGCGGUGGUUUCGGCCUCCUCGACGCCGCCGUCUUCAGAUCUCACGAUGGAGCACGUAUUGGUGUCGCCACGUCUACAAAUCCGAAACUGUACGUUACGCGCGUAGAUGAUCUAGGAGGGUAUCUGCAAGGCGGCAAUGGAACAACAGACGGUAUUUUACAGACAAUACCACUAGACGGCGAGGUGUUCGGCGGCAUAGCCAGCUUCCCUUUGGAAGGUGGGUAUAUCUACGUCAAUCCGGGCAACACGGGACUAUCCGCUUACGCUUUCACACAAAACUCCACGUCCUCUUCGUUGUUCAGUUUUGUGGGCAAGGCUUCUCUAGUUAAUGGGCACUGGGGUGGCUCUGGGCUACCAACGGUCACCAGCUACAAAGGUAAGCCUGGUACAGGGAUUAUAUGGGCCACAGAUGUACAGCAGGGGUUGAGAGCGUACAGAGCGGUGCCAGUGAAUGGAUCGUUAGUUGAGUUGCCGCUGCCAAAGGUCGAGGGUGCGGUGAGGUUUGGAAGACCGGUAUUCGGAGAUGGGAAGGUGUUUGUUGUUGAUGGGACCGGAAGGUUGAUUGCAAUGGGUAAGAAUAAGUAG